Molecule: messenger RNA, 3186 nt
Organism: Orussus abietinus
Lineage: Eukaryota; Metazoa; Arthropoda; Insecta; Hymenoptera; Orussidae
Gene: eIF2Bdelta
Product: translation initiation factor eIF-2B subunit delta
Exons: 8
Coding region: 188-3040 (950 amino acids)
Source: RefSeq, a predicted model, not a curated record
AUAAAAUUGAAUAUUCAAGUUUACCAGUAAGCGGUAAAAACUUUUUUCUCAGGACAUACGAAAGGUGGCGUUUGACCUCGUUUAACAUAUGUGAGGGUGUGUAUAGAUCUUUCCUGCGUAUUUUGUAUUUUGUGGGCAAUGAGGAGUUGAAUCUGUCAUUGCAACAUUACGGUUGAUUAAUAAAUAGAUGGACACUGCUCAUGUCUGCGGUCGUCUGAUCGUCGAUAAAGUGACAAUGGAGCAGCAGUCAACUACAAGUUCAAAGACAAAAAUCACUCGAUCUGAAGCCAGGCAUCUGCGCAGAAAGAGAUUGAUUAUUGCCCGCAAGGAAGCUGAGAAGAACUUAUCAAAUGUGGAAGAUAGUAUAGUAGUUACUAACAAGGAUGAUGACAAAGAAACUACUGUCGGAAUUCUAACGAAAUCAAAAGCUAAAAGGCUGCGAAAGAAAAAUAAGCUUCUACAUUCUAACGAAACUUCAAAGGAUGAGAUUGUCCUACCAGAAUGUACGAAGCAUUUGAGCAGUAUUGGAUGGUCUGUCAAUGUUUUAGACAGUAACGAACAGUAUGGUGAGAAUUUUUGCGAUGUGCAGUUCAACCCAGUAACUAAUUUAAACGGUUCACCGCAACUUUAUAAAAAUGAUCGCACUUGCAACUGGAAUAUUGGAUCUGCAAGUGCUCUUAAUUUAGAGAGAAAUUUAUCGAUCGAUCAAACUUUUUCUACAUUCGAGGACACCUGUUUUGCUGAACUUGAGGACGCCUUUUCAUCAGAAUUGGAACUUUGUAUCGCAUCAAACAACAAAAAGAAGAUCGGAAAACCAUUAAGUACCAGUAAUCCAUUUCAGCAUGACGCUUUUGUGAACGAUGAUCCCCAAAUUAACAUCGAUUUUCGCUCAGGAGAGCUGACUUCUGAUGAAAAUAAAGAACAUUUGAAUCGUAGAGGAAAGCAAGAGAAACGAAAAAGGCAAGCACUGCAAGAUAAAAAAGGAGCACGAGCAGUAAUAGAAUUGAAUGAGCAGGGUAAGCAGGCGCAGAAUUCUCAUUACAUAUCAAGGAACGAGUUCAUAGAAAAUCAAAAAAACUUAGAAAAUAGUGAUCGCACCAAUGUACUAACAGUAAGCUCCAGUGAAAAUGAGCCAUCUCGAGAUGACAUAGAUUCCGGAACCAAUUUAAGAACAGAUCUUGCAUUCAAUGUGAAUACAGUUCUUCCUAGUUUUAUCAACAAAGAGAAAUCCGUGAUUGAUUUAAUUUCAGCUUCUAUGAAUGAAAUUGUUCUACCUCAAAGCAGCUUGCCACGAAACUUGAGUGAAUCAAAAGAAGCCGCUACUACGUCACAGGUUACUAGUGACAAUUCCAUGUUAUUAACUAAUACUACACAGAAAGAAACUAUAUCAAUAUCGGAUAUCCUACCAGAAGUCAAUCUUAAACCUGCUUCAAACGAUUCAAACUUAUUAAACAACCCUGUUAAAUCAUCUGAAGUGAUCAUGAUUCCUCAGGAAAAAACCAAAGAGCAAGUUAAAGCUGAAAGAGAAGCGAAGAAGGCAGCGAAAGCAGCUUUGAAAUCAAAAGUUAAGGGAACAGCAAUUAAACCUCAAUCAGCUGAAGGAUGUGAGAAAGAAACAGUAACAUUGACAACAAAUGCCGAUAUUCCUGUGUCCAUUAAAAAAGAAAUGGGCACAGAUGUCAUCGAGGCUGAAAUAGUCCCUGCGGUUAAGCUAAUAUCUCUUGGUGUAACUAAAAAGAUUUCAAUAGAAAACAGUCAAGUUGAUGCAUCUGAUGUUCCUGAAACAAAAGGAGUGACUAAAAGUAAAGCAGAAUUAAGAGCAGAACGGAGAGCUAAACAGGAAGCACAAAGAGCUGCAAAGCAGGAAUCAGUGAUCAGUAAGAGCAAGAAAAAGACUACCGAUGAUACAAAAGUACCAACAACUCCAGUAAAGGAUAACGAUUCUGUUAAAAAAAUUGUGAAGAAAUCUGUAAUUAGUGAAAAUCCCCAUGAAGUGAAUUUAUUUAAACAUUUAUAUCAGAAGCAAGAGCUGUCACUGCAUAAUUUGCCAUCCUUAAAUACAAGUAUACAUCCGGCAAUAAUAAGGUUAGGAGUUCAAUACGCAAGUAGAAUCAUAGUUGGGAGCAAUGCAAGAUGUGUUGCGUUACUUGCUGCAGUGAAGCAGCUAAUUGAGGACUUUGAACGACCAUCUCAAGCUGAUUUUACACGUGGUUUGGAAGCCAGCUUAAAAGAAUGCGUUACUUACUUGCAAUCUUGCCGACCACUGGCUGUAUCCAUGCAAAAUGCUUUGAAGCACCUUAAACGUCAAAUGACACAACUGCCAACAACUAUAUCGGACCAUGACGCAAAGAAUACUUUACGUAAUGCAAUAGAUACUUACAUCGUAGAGCAAAUUCAACUUGCCGAUAAAGCAAUUUCAGAAUCAAUCCAGACAAAGAUAUCCAAUGGUGAUGUUAUACUGACCUAUGGAUACUCAUCUUUGAUUCAAAAAAUUUUAUGCGAUGCGCAUACUGCUGGUCGACAAUUUCGAGUUGUUAUAGUCGAUGGACGACCCUGGCUAGAAGGUAAGGAACUGCUGAGACGUCUGGCAAAACAUGGAAUGGAAUGUUCCUAUGUGUUAAUCAACGCACUGAGCUUUAUUAUGCAUGAGGUGAGCAAAGUUUUUCUGGGAGCCCAUGCUAUUUUAGCUAAUGGUGCAGUAAUGUCUCGAGUAGGAACCGCUCAAGUUGCUCUCAUGGCAAAAGCCUUCAACGUUCCUGUCCUGGUGGCAUGCGAAACUCAUAAAUCGUGCGAACGAGUUCAGACGGAAUCAAUUGUCUACAAUGAAAUAGGCAAUGCCGAUGAAUUGACACGAGAUCUCUUGUGUAGUUCGAAAAAAGGAGUACUUUCUAACUGGAGAGCUAAGAAGUCGUUAAAUCUUUUAAAUAUUACAUACGAUGUCACGCCUGCUGACUUAGUGACAGCUGUGGUUACAGAGUUAGCUAUUUUACCCUGCACCAGUGUUCCUGUUAUUCUGCGAAUUAAACCUUCGGAGAUUUAGGCUUGAGCUUCGCAACUACACAGUUAUAUGAAUACUAUCUCUCUUUAAUAUAAAUUCUGCUUAAUAUAAACUUGUAAUCAUUAAACCAUACCCAUUGUAAAUUGCUUCGUGAAUGUACUUUGGAAUAAAUAACUUUGUAAUCUUCA